AUGGCUCGAAUUCUGCUCCUCGCUCCUUUUCUUUCAUCCGCCUUCGCUCUGUUACCAACAUGUUACUAUCCAUCAGGAGUAACUGAACCCAAUCACGUUCCUUGCAAUCAAACAAUCACUGGAUUUUCAGCAUGUUGCGAUCCUCUUGAUUCUUGCUCAACAAGCGGUAUCUGCUUAGGAAGAUCAGGAUGGGAUUAUCGAGGAUCAUGCACAGAUGAGACCUGGGAUUCUGCGAAUUGUGCCGCGAAACAAUGGCCUCAAUGUAUAACAGACCCUUCUACGAACGAUGAAUAUGACAGCUGGACAGCAAUCUGGUCCUGUUCCCCGAUCGGCACAGCACAGGGAGAACAAUGCUGUGGCUAUGGCAAUGGUUCAUCGUGCUGUGAUUCUAAAUUCGAGCUGGGAGUCACUGGUCCUUCCUUUAAACCCGGCUACGAUGCUCUGAUCCAGAACCUCACAAGUGGUACCGUCAACGCAUCAAGUAUCCCUUCCCAAAAAUCAAAUUGUACGAACACAAACACCACCUCUACACAAUCUUGCGGGAACGGAGACUUAGGAACGAAAGUCGGUGUUGGAGUCGGUAUUCCGCUGGGAGUCUUGGUAGCAGGUCUACUUAGCUUCCUAUUUUAUCGCGAAUUCAAGAAGGGAAAACAGACGAAAGGGGUUGCGGCUCCUGUGCCGAAUCACGAGUAUUACAGUCCGAUGGCUCAGCAGCAUGUUCCGAAUUAUACGAGUGGGUAUGCGCAGAAUCAACAGCCAGCAGCUUAUUCGCCGAAUGUUCCAAAGCCGAAUCCAUAUAGCCCGGCAGCUGCAGCGCCUGUUUAUGAAGCGCCGACUGCGAAUGGGGUUCAUGAGUUGGGGGGAAGGUAG
This is a messenger RNA of Mollisia scopiformis, 870 nucleotides long. RefSeq lists its product as uncharacterized. The transcript has 2 exons. Bases 1 to 870 code for a protein of 289 amino acids. NCBI's taxonomy places the organism in Eukaryota, Fungi, Ascomycota, Leotiomycetes, Helotiales, Mollisiaceae. The record is from RefSeq and is a predicted model, not a curated record.